Molecule: messenger RNA, 414 nt
Organism: Haemonchus placei
Lineage: Eukaryota; Metazoa; Nematoda; Chromadorea; Rhabditida; Trichostrongylidae
Source: the annotation of a GenBank genome assembly
AUGGAUCAACCGUUCGCACUUCAAGGAGUUGAACAACAGAGCAAUCUAUCAUUUGGUGCACUCAGUGGAGAAGGGGACAGUUCAACGGAAUCCGAAGAAAACGAUCGACCACGUCGAUCGCGACGAGGACGAGACUGUAAACGCCUUGCCGUUCAUGCCUGUCCUUAUGCUGGAUGCUUGAAAACGUAUUCGAAAAGCUCCCAUCUCAAGGCUCACGUGCGUACUCACAGCGGUGAGAAGCCCUACUGUUGUUCAUGGGAAGGAUGCGAAUGGAAAUUUGCUCGCAGUGAUGAACUCACAAGGCACAAACGGAAACAUACUGGCGAUCGGCCAUUCCAAUGCAGCUUAUGCGAUCGUGCAUUUUCUCGUUCCGACCAUCUCAGUCUUCAUAUGAAACGACACAACGUCGCUUGA